AUGGACGAUCCGGUCAAGCGUUCAAUGGCAGACCCCCGUAUGAUCGCAAGGUUUCAAAGAUUCCCGGAAGGCGGAGCUGAACGCAAGUUGCUAGAAGAUUGGUUGAGCGGUUCAAGCAAAGCCGCGCAGGCGUGGGUGAUUUAUGUCGACACGGCGAAAUAUUACCUUCAAAUUAAGGACGCCAGGAAGCAUUCGUUGACGACGCACGAUAUGGACGACAUUAAAGACUUUUUGGGCAUCCAGGACGAUAUCAGGAAAACUUUCUCGUCACGGGGCGUCGAACCCGAAGUGUUAAAGACACUCUUCGGCGACCCGAUAGACUACGAUGUGAGGCCAUGUUCGGACGAUUCGCUGAUUUAUCUUCUCCGUCAAAGUCAUAUCGAUAUAUUAAUUGGGAUGUGCCACUUAUGUACGCAGUCAAUUCUUCUCAACUCUUUAGACAGGUCUGACGUCACCGACGCAGCGGACGUUGUUUAUGAUGGCUAUGAUUCCAUAUCACCAUCGCAAUCUCUCAAGAACAAGGAAGCAGGUGUACGCCUAGUUCAUUGUUUCCAAAAAAAGUACGCCGGACCAGGCGUCCGGUGGUUGGAAAUGGCUCUGCCCCAGUACAUGAAAAUGUACAACCACAAUGUCCAUUAUGGGAAAACGGUCGUUGUUCUUCAGAGUAGCGGAACGGGAAAGUCUAAGACAAUGGCCGAAUUGGCGUGUUCGAAUCCUCGAGAGCAUUGGGGUAUCAGCGUGUGUUUUCGUGGACUUGGAUCGUUGAAUAUGUCAGAUGUGGAUGGGUAUCCACUUGGCGAUGUAUCGGUUUUCGGAUGCCUUGAUAGGCUUCCAAAAGAUGUGAUGAUGAAGCUCAAAUGUGUGAAGGUAUCUAUCUGCGUCCAAUCAUCAGUCGGGGGUACUGACACUCAGCAGAGCGAAGAGAUUGCGGCUUCUUUCAUGGCGGCUCUUUUUGGCGUCGUGCAUGACACAAUCAUGGAUGCAAAAUGCUCCUCUGUUAAAUACGAGGAAGCUUUCGAUAAAUCUUGGGGUAUUUCUAAUGUCACCCACCAGUUGAACACACCACGCAUCAAGAAUUUUGAGAAAGUUCAGACAAAUGCCAUUGCCUUACUGAAAGCACAUGCAGAGGAGAUAUUAGACGCACGCAGCUACUUAUCUGCGCCAACGGUUUUUAUCGAGCCAGAUCUGGAGGUGCCAGCGGGGACAGCCAGUUGGGUAACAAAACUGUUCCAGAUCCUCGUCAUCACAUUCGCCGAGACUCUGGAUCGCGACCGGCGCGAACUAGGGUUGUCGUGCUUCACAUUAACGUUUGAUGAAUGUAAUCAAAUGAACUUUGAUUACAAGCCAAGGCUGAACAGCAACCCUCCCGAUAACCGCAUUACGCUUCCUGCGAUGCAAAGGGUAAUCAAGGCUUGCGAGGAAUUCAAUUUUUGGUUUUUCAUGCCGGACUCGGUGAACGGACUUUCUGAUGUGUACCCUGACACUGCUUACAAGAAGACAACAUCGUCGUGGCGUCUACAAGGUUCCUUGAAGCCACUUCCACCCUGGCUAUAUAUGCCUUUCGACACCAUGGUACCAUCACCAGAGAACCUACCCAAUACGCCUUUAGAAGCCCUUCGACUGGAUCGCCUUCGGGUGUAUGGUCGACCGCUGUGGUCGACAUUUGGUGAUAAUGAGAUUAUGUACGCAGCUAGUAGGAGGCUGCUCUGUGCUGAACCUCAGCAUUUCCCUAGCCCUGACUCCGAUAAGUGCAACUUGCAGGUCCUGGCUGUACAUUCAAUUCGGUUCGUCCUCGAUCUCACUGCCGAAGGUGCUGCAAACCGAAUGGCCAUUGACUCCGUGAGGAGCCAUCUGCGUGUCCUAACUGACUACAACGCAUCGACGCGUAUGUUGAAAUCUGAAGUUCUGUCCGAGCCUAUCUUGUCUAUAGCUGCUGGGGACAUCCUCCUCAAAAGCAAAGAAAUAUACAAAGAAACUAUGAAAAUUCUCUUUGAUCAACUCCUUCUAUACAAGAAGGUUAUUUCUCUAGGCGAAAAUGGGGAAACUUGUGGUAGAAUCAUCCUCAUCGUCAAUCGUGAUGCCACUGUUCACGCAGCAGGGGGUCAAAUUUGUGUUGUUGACGUUGUGAAACACAAAAUCGUUGAGCAGCCCUACAAUGAUGGGGAUCAUCUGUCCUAUGCCGUGCGACCUUUCCUGUUGGCGUCAUAUCUCCGACAGCUGGUGGAUCCGAACAAACUUGCCCAGAUCGAUGGCGCCUAUAACUCCGGCUUGGAAUGGGCUUCAAAGGUUCAUAUGAACUUUACGCACUUUGUCCAGCUCGAGGACUUCAUCGAAUCAAACCUUUCAUACGAGUUUGCCCUUCUGUGCUGGCGGAGAGGUUUGGCUUUGCAAUGCAUCCAUAACCAACCUGUCAUUGACAAGCUCCUUGUCGGUUACCGUGGUGACCUUUCCAGACCUUUCGAUCCCAAGAUGUUUGUCUUUGUCGCGCUGCAUACCAAGAACAGGGUUUCGGCUGCAAAAUUGGACUUGAUCAACACUAUCACUUGCCCAUUCCUCGAGGACGGGGUGGAGCGCUGGAAGCCAGAGUACAUGGUAAUCCUGAUGGACCUAGACACCUCGAUUUGCUUCAAGGACGCUGACCGACAGGUUCAAGUUACUAAGUGCAAGGCUGUAAAGGGCCAGGCGUGGUCUGCAUUUGACGAAAGUGCAGAGCAUUCGGCCGUUCGCAUCAACAUCCGCGGACUACAACCCUACCUUUCUCUGGAACAGUGGGCGCCUAAGAUGCUGCAGCUUGAAUCAGGCAGGGGAUUGACCGAUUUCUCGAGCUUUGACCAACAGUAUGAAUUCACAAGGAAGGCCACGAAAGAUGCGUUAACGUUGUCUUAUGAUGAAACGCUAGACAGGCAUAAAAAGUUGUUCGAGGGGGUCUGA
This is a messenger RNA of Laccaria bicolor S238N-H82, 2931 nucleotides long. RefSeq lists its product as uncharacterized. Lineage: Eukaryota; Fungi; Basidiomycota; Agaricomycetes; Agaricales; Hydnangiaceae. The transcript has 5 exons. The record is from RefSeq and is a predicted model, not a curated record. The coding region runs from base 1 to 2931 and encodes 976 amino acids.